Messenger RNA from Closterium sp. Naga37s-1, 5025 nucleotides. NCBI's taxonomy places the organism in Eukaryota, Viridiplantae, Streptophyta, Zygnematophyceae, Desmidiales, Closteriaceae. The record is from the annotation of a GenBank genome assembly.
AUGGAGAACCGCGUGCGCAUGGUAGUGGACAGCAAGGCGGCGGGGGUGGACGUGUUGCGGCACUUUCCGCUCCCCCCUCCUUUCCCCUUCCCUUGGUUGAACCUGCGUCCUCUCCCCCCUCUUUGCCCCCAGAUGGCGCGCCGUACAUUCAUGGAGAACCAGAUGGCGCGCCGCACGUUCACAGAGAACCGGGUGCGCAUGAAUGUGGGCAUCAAGGCGGCGGGGAUGGCACGCCGCACGUUCAUGGAGAACAGGGUGCGCAUGAUAGUGGACAGCAAAGCGGCGGGGGUGGACGUGCUGCAGCAGGGCGCGCUGCCGGGGGGCCUGUCUCUGGCGCACAGCACGGUGCGCAUGGUGCGAUCAUGCCACCGCGAGUACAUGUCCAACAUGGGCACGCUCGCCUCGCUUGUGCUCGCGAUCACUGUCAGCACCGGGUGGGGAGGGGGAGAGUGGGGGCCUGUCCCUGGCGCACAGCACGGUGCGCAUGGGAAGCAGGGGCGGCAGCAGCUGCAGGCGCCACCUAAUGACGUCGCCGGGGCUGGGAAGGCGGUUAGGGCCGAGCCUGGACGGCGGCUGUGGGGGCUGGUGGUGUGCCACCAUUGCUUGCCCUGCAUGAUGCCCUACCCCACCCGCUCCGCCUGCGAGUUCCUCGUCCAGGUGACACCCUACCCUUCCCCCCUCGUCCUGGUGACACCCUACCCUUCCCCCCCUCCUCUACCUUGCCAAUCAUUUACUCUUCCUGAUUCCCCUCCUCCCUCCUGCUUGUCUCCUUCCUCUUCUACCUUACCUUCCACUCCUAACCCUUCCACUCAUCCAACUCUUCCACUCCUAACCCUUCCACUCUUAACCCUUCCACUCCUAACCCUUCCACUCCCCCAACUCUUCCACUCCCAACUCUUCCGCUCCCAAGUCUUCCACUCCAACCCUUUCACUCCCAACCUGGCUGGUGGUGUGCCACCACUGCUCGCCCUGCAUGGUGCCCUACCCCACUCCUUCCCUCCCCCCUGCACUGCACAGGUGUUUGCGGUGCAGCUGAGCAAGGAGAUGGACCUGGCGAAUCAGCUCAAGGCGAAGCACGCGCUGAAGAUGCAGACGCUGCUGUGCGACAUGCUCAUGCGCGAGCCGCCCGUUGCCCUCGUCACCAAGACGCCCAACAUCAGCGACCUCGUUCACUGCGAUGGGGCUGCUUUAUUCUCAGAGCCGCCCGUUGCCCUCGUCACCAAGACGCCCAACAUCAGCGACCUCGUUCACUGUGACGGGGCCGCACUGCUGUACAAUGGGCGGUGCUGGAGCCCAGCGGAGUGGCUGCUGACUCACCACAGUGAAUCCACCACGUGUAUUGACCCCCUCCCUUCCUUCCCUCCCCACUUCAUGCCACCACCAGGUGUUGAACAUAGCGGAGUGUCUGCUGACACAUCACAGCGACUCCACGGGAUUCAGCACCGACUCGCUGCUCAACGCCGGCUACCCCCACAUGCAUUCACCAGCCUCCCCUCCUCGCCUCCCCGACUCAUUUGCACAGAGUGGCUGCUGACGCAUCACAGCGACUCCACGGGGUUCAACACCGACUCGCUGCUCAAUGCUGGCUACCCGCACGCGUCUGACCUGGGCGAGGAGGUCUGCGGACUCAUAGCCGUCAAGUUUAGCGAUAAAGACUUCCUCAUGUGGUUCCGCGCGCAUGCAGCCAAGGAGGUGAAGUGGGGAGGCGAGAAGCACGACCCACUAGACGUGGACGACCCCACACGCAUGCACCCGCGCACAUCCUUCAAGGCCUUCCUGGAGACGGUGCACAUGCGCUCGCAGCCCUGGGAGGAUGUCGAGAUGGACGCCGUUCACAGCCUGCAGCUCAUCCUUCGGUCCGCACUGCAGACGGUGCACAUGCGCUCGCAGCCCUGGGUGGACGUUGAGAUGGACGCUGUUCACAGCCUGCAGCUCAUCCUGCUCUCCGCAUUGCAGGAGCACGACGAGGUGAAGAGGAGGCAGUUGAUGCUAGCACGAGUAGCAGAGCUGCGGCUGCAGAGCAUGGACGAGAUCAACCAGGUGGCCAACGAGACCGCGCCCCGUGCUUGUUGCAGUUUGCACUGUGUCCUCACCCCUGGCUGGCCCGCUCCUUUGCCCCCCCCCUGCCCCUUCUUUCCACAGGAACAUGAUGAAGUGAAGCGCCGACAGUUGAUGCUAGCGCGAGUAGCAGAGCUGCGGCUGCAGAGCAUGGACGAGAUCAACCAGGUGGCCAACGAGACCGCGCCCCGUGCUUGUUGCAGUUUGCACUGUGUCCUCACCCCUGGCUGGCCCGCUCCUUUGCCCCCCCCCUGCCCCUUCUUUCCACAGGAACAUGAUGAAGUGAAGCGCCGACAGUUGAUGCUAGCGCGAGUAGCAGAGCUGCGGCUGCAGAGCAUGGACGAGAUCAACCAGGUGGCCAACGAGACCGCGCCCCGUGCUUGUUGCAGUUUGCACUGUGUCCUCACCCCUGGCUGGCCCGCUCCUUUGCCCCCCCCCUGCCCCUUCUUUCCACAGGAACAUGAUGAAGUGAAGCGCCGACAGUUGAUGCUAGCGCGAGUAGCAGAGCUGCGGCUGCAGAGCAUGGACGAGAUCAACCAGGUGGCCAACGAGACCGCGCCCCGUGCUUGUUGCAGUUUGCACUGUGUCCUCACCCCUGGCUGGCCCGCUCCUUUGCCCCCCCCCUGCCCCUUCUUUCCACAGGAACAUGAUGAAGUGAAGCGCCGACAGUUGAUGCUAGCGCGAGUAGCAGAGCUGCGGCUGCAGAGCAUGGACGAGAUCAACCAGGUGGCCAACGAGACCGCGCCCCGUGCUUGUUGCAGUUUGCACUGUGUCCUCACCCCUGGCUGGCCCGCUCCUUUGCCCCCCCCCUGCCCCUUCUUUCCACAGGAACAUGAUGAAGUGAAGCGCCGACAGUUGAUGCUAGCGCGGGUGGCGGGGCUGCGGCUGCAGAGCAUGGACGAGAUCAACCAGGUGGCCAAUGAGACGGAGCAUGACGAGGUGAAACGGCGGCAGCUGAUGCUAGCACGAGUAGCAGAGCUCCGACUGCAGAGCAUGGACGAGAUCAACCAGGUGGCGAAUGAGACGGUGCGCAUCAUUGAGACCGCCACCGUGCCCAUCCUGGGCGUCAACCGCAAUGGCCAGAUCAACGGCUGGAACAUGCAGAUCGCCAAGCUCACCGGAGUACCGGUGGAGGAGGUGAUGGGGCGGUCGUUCCUGCAGUUUGCAGAAGUUGGCGUUCCGGUGGAGGAGGCGAUGGGGCGCUCGUUCCUGCAGGAGCUGGUGGCGGAGGAGAGCAAGGUGGACACUCAGAGACUGCUUGUAUCGGAGCUGGUGGCGGAGGAGAGCAAGGCGGACACUCAGAGACUGCUCGUGUCGUCAUUACAAGGUCGAGAAGAAUCAGAUGUGGAGAUCCGUCUCAAGGUGUGGCGAAGCGGGGUGCCGGCGGGCGUGCUGAUCAUGCUGGUGAACAGCUGUGCCAAUCGGGACAUUCACAACCAGAUCGUGGGCGUGUGCCUCGUGGGGCAAGAUAUCACCACUCAGAAGAUCGUCAUGGAUCGGUACAUCCGGUGUGAGGGGGAUUACCGCACGAUAGUCCACUCGCCCAACCCGCUCAUCCCGCCCAUAUUCGGAAUGGACGAGUACGGCAUCUGCAGCGAGUGGAACACGGGCAUGAGCCGCCUCACGGGGCUGGGGCGCGGGGACGUGCUGGGGAGGCUGCUGCUGGGGGAGGUGUUUGGGCUCGACAUGGCCAUGCUCAUGCUGCGGGACGAGGAUGCCAUGACUGAGCUGGAGAUCGUGGUGAACUGCGCCAUGGAGGGGCACGAGGACACGAGUAACCACCCCUUUUCCUUCUUUGCACGAGACGGGAAGCUGCAGUGGGACAUGGCGAUGCUGAUGCUGAGGGACGAGGAUGCCAUGACUGAGCUGGAGAUUGUGGUGAACUGCGCCAUGGAGGGCCAUGAGGACACCAGUAACCAUCCGUUCUUGUUCUUCGCACGAGACGGGAAGCUGCAGGAAGUGCUACUAACGGUGAGCAAGCGCACGGACGUGGAUGGGCGCAUAACCACUCAGCUCUUGCCUUGCACCCUUCCUUUGCCGUCCUGCUCUUCCCCCACCCCCCACCCCGCACCCCCCUUCCGUACCCAACAGGAGGUGCUGCUAACAGUGAGCAAGCGCACGGACGUGGAUGGGCGCAUAACGGGCGUCUUCUGCUUCCUGCACUCCAUGAACCGCGAGGUGCAGGAGGCCCUUAAAGCCCAGGCCGCCGCCGAGACCGCCGCACAGGCCCGCAUAGCCCAAUCAGACGUUGCCAGAGAAAGCCUUCGAGCGCCCCUGGAUGGGCUAGCCUUCAUCCGCCUGUCUCUGCAGCGCUCUGCUAGCCUCUCGCCCGACCAGGUUCAGCUGCUGGAAACCGCCGCUGCGCUGGAAGAGCAGAUGAGAACGAUUCUGGCCGAUAUGGCGGAUUUGAAUGCGGUGGAAGAGGGUUAUUUAGACGUGCAGCGGGUGGAAUUCUCCCUAGUCUCGGUGCUGAACGCAUCCCUAAGCCAGGCGUCGGGAGCAGCGAUCGCCAAGGGGCAACAACUAGUCUGCUCAGUACCCAGCCCCAUGAGAGUGCGAGUAUUCGGCGAUCCCACACGGCUCCAACAAGUGCUUGCCACGUGUCUUCGCACGGCUGUUGAACACACCCCGCCGACUGGCUGGAUCGAGCUCAAGCUAGAAGCGCCGAUGAGAGGAGCCGCCGAUGUGCCGCCCCCGCAGGGGCACCCGUCGGCUGAACGGUUCAGAUUCACCGUGGCGCAUUCGGGGGAUGGCGUGCCGGGGCCGCUGGUGCAGGUGCUGGUGGGGAGGGGGGGCGUGGCGGCGACAGGGUUGCAGGGUAUGGCGCUGCGGUUGUGUCGGCGGUUGGUGCAUCUUCUGGGGGGGGAACUGGGGUAUGCUUUUGAGAGUGGACGGUGUUGCUUUAGAUUGGAUCUGCAGCUACCCGUGAAGCACAAGGCAGAGGCAACGGCUGGGAGCAGAGCAUGA